AUGACUUCAAGGUCUAAAGUUAGUAAGCUCCCUCCCGAGUCUGAUAGUCCUAAGGGUGAGCCAAAGCAAAACAAGAACUUGAGAAGAUAUUUAACUAAUGAAGUUAGCAAAAUCAAGAAGAAACAUGAGAGGGGAGAUAAGCUCCGAUCUGUUGAAGCUACAAAAGCCAAGACUAUUAUAGAUUGUGAAGGUUCAAGCAUGUCAACAACAUCGUCUAAGAGAGGGAAAACUUCAGAGGCAACAAUGAAGAAAUCUUCAAGGAAGAAAGAACCUGAUGAAAAAGUUGAGUAUGAUUCAGAUGUUGAUAUGGACUAUAUAGAAUAUCUCAAUACUUAUAAGAAUGACGAGGACCAUGCCUGA
Messenger RNA from Vicia faba (fava bean), 360 nucleotides. The record is from the annotation of a GenBank genome assembly. Lineage: Eukaryota; Viridiplantae; Streptophyta; Magnoliopsida; Fabales; Fabaceae.